CGUGCCCAAGUGGGAACGAAUUCUUCAGCAAAGUAUCCACUCAUUACGGAUAUGGAGGUGGUGCAACGCCUUACUAAACCGUGCUUCUGGCUACAUGAGUGCAUUAGUGAUGCAGCUGAUGGAGCAAUGAUUGAGAUUAAGUUGUCGCACCACCAAUUCCACUACAUUGAUGAGGAUACAUCGACCUACAUUUGUAAGGAUGAUAUUAAAGAAUUCUUACUUGGGGAAGAGUUGAAUGUUUCCAUGAUACAAACAUUCAUGAGGCUAUUAUACAAUGAUGUGAGGCGAUCUAGUCAGCCAAUCUUUGGUUGGUUAUGUCCAAGCUUUGUACGAGAUGACAGUUGCAUACAAAACGAAAAAGAGGUGAAAGUAUAUCUCAAGGAUUCUUUGAACGCAUGUUCUCGUCUUGGAUAUAAGAUCGUUCUUCUUCCUUACAUUGAAUCGAACCAUUGGACACUCAUUGCAAUAUGUGUGUCAAGUAACGAAGUCUACCACUUUGAUUCUUUGCGUAAAGAAACAAUACGGUCCUUACUAGUCAAAUCAUUGUUAAAUAGUGUGAUGAAGAAGAUUACUUCAUCUGGACUUCGACAAGGAAAAGCUCCUGUUUGGUAUUUAGUCGAGUGUCCGGUACAAGAAGGUGGACUUGCGUGUGGGUAUUACGUCAUGAGGUUCAUGCUCGAUAUCGUCAACUAUUGCAAAGAUGUUGUUGAUCUUCGAAAGGUUUAUGCUAGUUCCAAACCACGUUUGAGGAACUUCACCAAAGAAGAAAUUGACGAAGUUCGGGAUAAGUUGGCGUCCUACAUUACCGAUGAUUGCAUAGGAUGAGAUUUUCGC
This is a messenger RNA of Beta vulgaris subsp. vulgaris (sugar beet), 834 nucleotides long. RefSeq lists its product as uncharacterized. Gene Ontology annotation, biological process: proteolysis. The record is from RefSeq and is a predicted model, not a curated record. Gene Ontology annotation, molecular function: deNEDDylase activity; cysteine-type peptidase activity. Bases 52 to 825 code for a protein of 257 amino acids. The transcript has 6 exons. Lineage: Eukaryota; Viridiplantae; Streptophyta; Magnoliopsida; Caryophyllales; Amaranthaceae.